CAUCAACUUUUAGCUUUUGCUAAUGAGUUCUGACGAUGAAACUUCAAGCCCAACGACGACGUUUGUCAUCUGGUCAGUGUCAGCGACCGGCGACCGGCCACGAUAACUAUAAGCUUCACACAAGUUGAUUACAUUUCGCUGUUCCAGUCUUCCAGAUUCAGAAGAUCCGAGAAAAUCCUCAAACCCCAAUCUGACAUUCUCGGAAGUAAGAGAUGAUUGACGAUCAAGACUUGGGUUUUAUUGCCAAUUUUCUUGGCAUUUUCAUUUUUGGUCUGGUUAUAAUACACCAUUUGGUCACAGCCGACCCAAAAUAUGAAGGCAACUAGGAUGAUAGAUGUUUAUAAUUCGGAUAGAAGAGAGAAGAUAGGUAAAGAGGGAGAGGAAGAGGGAUCAAGAGACAAGAAGGGGUUUAGAGGAGAGAAGAACAGAGAAGAAUCCAAGAGAGAACAGAACAGAGGAGGUUUAAUCUGAAUAGUAUGCUGAGUAUUAUUAUUCAAGUCACAAACUGAAUUUACGAGUAGGUAUCUAUUUGUAGUCUUAAUAUCUAACUAACUUUACAACGUCUUUCUCUGUCACUUACGUUUAUUAUGAUUAUACAUCAUAGGAACUGGGAGUUGGAUUAACUGUGAAAAUUUGAUAUGAUAGAGGGCUGGAAGUAUGAAUAAAACAUCUAUAACCAAUCAUUCCUAUUCAUAUAAAACACGAGAAAUCUUGAUUUCUAUAAUUGGUUAGAGCACUUUAGAAAGUCACCCUUGAUAGCAUUGGCA
Molecule: messenger RNA, 767 nt
Organism: Prosopis cineraria
Lineage: Eukaryota; Viridiplantae; Streptophyta; Magnoliopsida; Fabales; Fabaceae
Product: dolichyl-diphosphooligosaccharide--protein glycosyltransferase subunit 4A-like
Exons: 3
Coding region: 213-326 (37 amino acids)
Source: RefSeq, a predicted model, not a curated record